UAUCUAAAUUCACUUUGAAUUGGCCUUUUACGUUAACACAUCCUGGAUCCUUGAUUUAAAGAUGCAGACUUUACAUCAUGCACUUUAUAUAUGGCGUAAUAACUUUUACAGUUGUAUUAAGACUCCCUAAAUAUGAUUUAAUCAGCCUAGAGUAGUAUUAUGAUGCAGGUGGAUUAUGUGACAACAUCAUGCUCAUGAUUGCAUCACUACUUUGCACUGAAAUCCAUAAGUUGCUGUGUCAUUUUAGAAAGCAAAUGUUUUUUGAGUAAGCUUAUCAAUGAAUAAGGGAGAAUAAACAUUCAUGCUACUGUAAGUCAUAGUUUCUUGUUAACAAGUAACACAAUGAUGACAAAAAGACACAGUAAAACAAUGAUCAACCUCCAAUUGGAUUUCAUUUUUCCAGUCGUCAUCGUUUAUGUGACUGUUGUCAAAAGACAUAAAAACAUCUAUGCAAGAUCCAUUUUAGGUUUAAAAAACAAAUUCUAUAUAUACAGUAGGAGUGUCAAAAUGUGGAAACUAACAUUUAACACUACUAAAAUGCAUCAGUUCAGUCCCUAACUGGGUGGGACAUGUGUUAUUACCUUGCAAAUACGCUGGCCUUUUAUUUUAAUUUUUGACAGUUUAUUUACAGAGUGGCAAUGCAACACUUUUCUGUUCACAAUAUGAUUUUGUGAUGCUAAAAGAUACUACAAGAAUAACAUGGUUUAAAGGAACUUUACAUACAAUUAACACAAACAACUACAACACCAGUACAUCAAUAAUGGUAAAGCUAUUGUAUAUAGACAGAAUUAUAAGAUAUUCAGUGUAUUGAAACAUCUUCUUUUCAUAUUUUUAGGCUCUGGUUUUACAUGUUACUAUAUAUUUUUUCUAUACAUGUUAUGGGAAAUGUCAUGUUUCAUGUCUGUCUAAUGUUACACUUUUUUGUUCUAUUGGCAUACCUUUUAUAAAAUGACAUAACAUACAUAUACUAACAUAAAUAAUAGACACAUUAGACAUGUUUAAACUACGCUGAUCACAUCACCAGACGUUAGUAUACACAUACAUAAGCUGAGACUCUUAAAUGUGCUAUAACCAUGUUAUUUCUGUUCAUUGUCUUGUGUGUGCACAUGCGCGCGUGUGUGUGUGUGUGGGCGCGUGUGUUUUGGUUCAUUCUGAUCGGCCUUCAUUGUUACUGGCUAGACUGCUCCCACCCCCCCAUCCACCCCAUCGCAACUAUAGCCACGGAUGGGGCUGCAGGCAUUAAUGCCCCUGGCAGUGCCAGCCUAAUUAAUGGUAAAAUGCAAGAUGGCAAUAUGGAGAGCAACCAGAUUAAAGUCAAGAAGCAGGAUGGAGCCGCUGCCAUGGAGAUGCAGCCUCUAAAGAGUGCUGAAGGUGGAGAGUCCGAGGAGAAAGAGAAGAAGAAGCAUACCGGUUCGAAGAAAGAGAAGUCUGUGCUCCAAGGGAAGCUGACCAAACUGGCUGUCCAGAUCGGCAAAGCAGGUUUGCUCAUGUCAGCCGUCACAGUCAUCAUCCUGGUCCUGUACUUUGCCAUUGACAACUUUGUGCUGCAGAAGCUGCCUUGGUUGCCAGAGUGCACUCCCAUUUAUGUCCAGUUCUUUGUCAAGUUCUUCAUCAUCGGUGUGACUGUGUUGGUGGUGGCCGUGCCGGAGGGGCUGCCGCUGGCUGUCACCAUCUCCCUGGCCUACUCCGUUAAGAAAAUGAUGAAAGACAACAAUCUGGUGCGUCACCUGGAUGCAUGUGAAACGAUGGGCAAUGCGACGACCAUUUGCUCCGACAAAACGGGCACGCUGACCACCAACCGCAUGACGGUGGUGCAGUGUUACAUCGGGGAUGUGCACUACAAAGAAGUGCCAGAUCCCUCAGCUCUGCCAACCAAAUCAAUGGACAUACUGAUCAACUCCAUCUCCCUCAACAGCGCCUACACCACCAAGAUACUGAGUCGAUUCAAUGAUAGCCGACCAACUUACAAAUGCCCUAAUUUAACUUGCAUAGGGAAUGAGCUGAGCAUGCGGGACAUCUGCGAUAGAAGGAUCACACAGAUUUCACUUCAUACCCCUCAAGGCACGAUCACAGCCUCGGUGUAA
Messenger RNA from Notothenia coriiceps (black rockcod), 2084 nucleotides. Its product is annotated as plasma membrane calcium-transporting ATPase 2-like. The transcript has 6 exons. Gene Ontology annotation, cellular component: plasma membrane; postsynaptic density membrane; intracellular membrane-bounded organelle. Gene Ontology annotation, biological process: regulation of cytosolic calcium ion concentration. NCBI's taxonomy places the organism in Eukaryota, Metazoa, Chordata, Actinopteri, Perciformes, Nototheniidae. The coding region runs from base 1074 to 2084 and encodes 336 amino acids. Gene Ontology annotation, molecular function: P-type calcium transporter activity; PDZ domain binding; ATP hydrolysis activity. The record is from RefSeq and is a predicted model, not a curated record.